Haliotis rufescens (red abalone) is the source of this 2408-nucleotide messenger RNA. Its product is annotated as sulfotransferase 1C2-like. Gene Ontology annotation, molecular function: sulfotransferase activity. Gene Ontology annotation, cellular component: cytoplasm. NCBI's taxonomy places the organism in Eukaryota, Metazoa, Mollusca, Gastropoda, Lepetellida, Haliotidae. The coding region runs from base 160 to 1083 and encodes 307 amino acids. The record is from RefSeq and is a predicted model, not a curated record. The transcript is spliced from 7 exons. Gene Ontology annotation, biological process: sulfation.
AGCGUGAACCAGUAUGACCAACGAUGGGUCAAAGUGACAUAAAAGUACAUGAACUUUCAUAUGUAGGUAAUCUACACUGUGUAGGAACGUGAUUAGGUAAGUAGCGAAGUCACGAGAGAAGGACAUUUCAAGCGUCCAUCAUAACAAGUACUGAUCAACAUGGAAAGUCAGCAAACUCACGAGAUUCUGGACUACCGGAAUGAAAAUGGUCAUGGGUGGUCCUUCUACAAACAUGACGGCGUCCUCCUGCAUAUUCACACUACCCCUGAAGCUCAUAUGGAAAUAAUCCGAAAUGUUCAGAAGUUCGAGCUGAGGGACGAUGACGUCAUGAUAGUGGCAUAUCCCAAAUGUGGUACCCACUGGUUGUGGGAAAUCGUCACCAUGCUCAGGGCCGGUAACUCUGAGUACAACAAGAAGGCGAAGGAGAUCGCCAUGUUGGAGGCGCCGAAGUUUCAGCGGGCUGAUGAACUUCCCUCCCCGCGGGUUCUGAACUCGCAUCUUUACUUCCGUCAUCUGCCGGAGAAACUGGUGGAGAAGAGGAUUAAAACCAUCCUCAUCAUGCGAAAUCCAAAAGAUGUCAGCGUAUCUCACUAUCAUCAUGUCAGCGGACACAAAAAGGUGUUUAUGUAUGACGGGACGUAUUCAGAAUUUCUGGAUCUGUUUCUUGAAGGAAAAGUUCCCGGUGGUGGUUAUGCAGACUACGUGAAGGAUUGGCAGCAAGUGAAACAGGACAACCCGGACUUGCCUUUCCUAACCUUGUUUUAUGAAAACUUGAAAGAGGAUCCUGUUAAAAACAUCAAAACGGUUGCCGAGUUCAUCGGAGAGUCAGUCACUGAUGAACUCUGUGAGCAAAUAGCGGAAGCGUGCAGCUUUAAGAAGCUGAAGGUUGCAGCCACGGAGGUGAAGGAGGAAUUACCAAAUAGCAAUCGGUCCGAAGACUGGAAGGAAGGACACGAAGGAAUGUACAGAAAAGGUGAAGUCGGGGAUUGGAAGAACUGGAUAACAGUUGCUAAAAACGAAAGAUUCGAUGACGUCAUAGACCGAAAGUUUGAAGGAACAGGCAUUGUGUUCACAUAUGAAUAGCUGACGGAUUAUAAGUAUAUGUUGACGAGAAUACUGAAUGCCAAAUAUCAUUAAUAUUCGUCAUUCCAAUAUCUAUGAAUAUUCACUAAGUAUGUAUUUUGCACGACCACCAGAGCUUACCAGAUGAAACAGUACCAAGCUAGGCGUACCUGAUGCUGACGUGGCAAUCGGGCGUACCUUUGUACGGAUGAAAGAUUUCCGCUUGCGGAUUCGGGAACCAAUUUCCCACCAAUAACGUUCUGUAAAUGGUGCCGUCGGGUGCCCCCCCCAAUGGAACUCUCAAAGGCAGUAAUAGACGUGACAAAACGCCUCGUACUUCCGCUACAAUGCAGUUUAAUGGAGACGAGAGCGGCGCAAAUACGCCUAUUUUACCCUCCCCAAAAUUCGACCUUUUGGGACGAGUUUCAGUGGACCGGGACGCACAUUCAAUUCAAAUAGUUAACGAUCAGUCCGGUCGAAUCGGGAACCCAAAUAUAUAUUUAAAAAAAAGGAAUUAAAAAAAAGACAAAACGAUAGUCAAAAUAGUCUAAUUGCGACUAAAGUAAUCGUUCAAGGGGAGUUACAUGUAACUGGAGGGGGACCAUCAAGAUGUUACAAUCCACUUAUAUUGUUCCGUUAAUUGUUUUAGAAAUUAUUAUAGUAGAAAUGUUGUUAUUACAUACGAAGUGAUAUUCGUACUAGAAGUGUUUGUUACAGGUAACUUGCUUUUAUUUGUAUUGGAAGUGUCGUGUUACUUAGGAAUUGAUAAUAUUUGUAGUAAGAAGUGUUACUACAUAUGAAUUGAUUUUAGUUGAACUAGAAGAGUUUCGUUACAGGUGAAUUGAUAUAUUUGUAUUAGAAGUGUUUAUUUACUGUUAUUAUAGAAGUAGUAUCUAUAGUUGUAAUUACAUUAAGCAUAACAUAUGUGUCGAUGUGGUGAUGUAACAUCUCGUUAUGAGAAUGAUAUCAAUGUUACAAUAAAAUUAAUUACCUCCUUGGUGGGGCGGUCGGGUAGCCUAGUGGUUAAAGCGUUCGCUCGUCACGCCGAAGACCCGGGUUCGAUUCCCGACAUGGGUACAAUGUGUGAAGCCCAUUUCUGGUGACCCCCGCCGUGAUAUUGCUGGAAUAUUGCUAAAAGCGGCGUAAAACCAUACUCACUCACUCACCUUCUUGAUUAGUCGUUUCGGUUUAGGCAUUGAACAUGUUAACGUUGUUGUUAAACCGAUGUGGAGAUAUUAAUGUUCCACAUAUAUUGAAAUUGUAUGUAUAAUGUAUAUUGAACAAUGACUCUGUGAAUCUGUCCACGGUCAACCAGCCUAUGGUCACGAUGGUUAUCAACCAAAGCA